Messenger RNA from Cyclocybe aegerita, 870 nucleotides. NCBI's taxonomy places the organism in Eukaryota, Fungi, Basidiomycota, Agaricomycetes, Agaricales, Hemipholiotaceae. The record is from the annotation of a GenBank genome assembly.
AUGCUGCUCAUCACGCAAGGCCCCAAAAUGGAACCCGAGUGCAGCGUCCAGGCAGAAAAAACUCCUAUCCACCCCCAAUUCAACGAUUCAGAGGCGGACGUGACGUUCCAGUCUGUAGAUGGAAUCCUUUUCAAUCUUCGACGAAAAUAUUUGGAACUGAAUACUGGCGCUUUCCCUGGGGCCGAAUUCGACACGCGAGGGGAGGUUACGCACCUGACAGAAACGUCCAAAGUCCUCGAGGUUCUCUUCCGAUUUGUCUAUCCAAAAGAACAGCCGGAUGUGGAAGAGUUGAGCUUCAUAACACUGGCUGGUGUGGCGGAGGCGGCGGAGAAGUAUGAGGUGUACGCGGCUAUGAAUAUUUGCAAAUUGCAAAUGAAGCGCUUCUUACCGCAAGAUGCUCUCGGGAUCUUAGCGCACGCCAGUAAGCACGACUAUCCGAAGCUAAUACAAGAAGCAGUCCCACACCUGGGGCGUGUGUCAAUGGUAACAGUGCUGGAAGUCCUACCCCCUCGAUACGUUCUCCCUUUUGUCCGCUACCAUGAAUCAUGGAACAGUGUGUUCGAAGACGCUCUCAAAGCCAUCAUUGAAAUGAAAGUCGCAUCCCCCUCCAAUCCGCGGCAGCACUGGUACUUUGAGAGAUCGUUGAAGCCACAAGCCUGUCAUUCUUGCAUGAUGUUCCUCGUGGUACUGUUGCAAGAACUCAAAGCACUGGAAUCGGUGAAAGACCUCAAAGAAGCGCUCUCAAAAACCCGACCGGCACUGUCGUCCUGCAUUUCCCCAGCAUGUAGAUAUUCAUCUGUCUGUACGACAAUUUUCUCCGACAUGAAGACGAAAUUAGAAGGCAUACCGCCGUUCCUGGACUUUCUAUAG